GUAUGAUCGUGUCUAACGUCACUCUAAGUUGUGGCACAAGCAACCCGUGGGAAGUUAGGAACGGUGAGUCUGUGGUCUCGCCGGGAGGAGGUCGCAGUUCUUUGAGCCCCACCGGAAAUCUCGUGGUGGCAGUGUGUCUAGGGUUUAUAGGUACAUUCGGAUUCCUCAACAACCUCCUGGUGUUAACAUUAUUUUGCCGGUUCCGCACGCUGCGCUCGCCCAUCAACGUCCUCCUCGUAAGUGUGUGUGUGUCGGACCUGCUGGUCUGCGUGCUCGGGACACCGUUUAGCUUCGCAGCGGCCACGCAGGGCCGAUGGCUCAUCGGUACGGCUGGCUGCGUCUGGUAUGGCUUCAUCAACGCGUGUUUGGGUAUUGUGUCUUUGAUCUCGCUGGCAGUGCUGUCCUAUGAGCGGUACUGUACCAUGCUGUGUCGGACUCAAGCGGAUGGCGGUGACUUCGGUCCAGCUGUGGCCGGAGUGUGUUUUUCCUGGCUCUACUCCCUGGCCUGGACAUUACCCCCGCUUCUGGGGUGGAGCAGCUACGGCCCAGAGGGACCAGGAACCACGUGCUCAGUGGACUGGAGGAGUCAGACGCCCAACAACAUUUCCUACAUCCUCUCUCUGUUCACCUUCUGCCUGUUGUUGCCCUUCGGUGUCAUACUGUACAGCUACUGUAAGUUGCUCAACGCUGUCAACCAGGUGAGCAGUGUGAGCUCAGCGGUGACCCGUCGCCGUGAGCAACGUGUGUUGGUUAUGGUGGUAACCAUGGUAGCCUGUUACCUGGUGUGUUGGCUCCCCUAUGGUGUAGCGGCACUGCUGGCGACCUUUGGCCCCUGUGGUCUUUUGAGCCCUGAGGUCACCAUCGUCCCCUCGCUGCUCGCCAAGACAUCCACAGUCAUCAACCCUGUAAUAUACAUCUACAUGAACAGACAGUUCUACAGGUGUUUUAAGGCCCUGUUAAGGUGUUCCGCUCCAGACCAAAGUUCCAGUUCGAAAACACCAAGGGCACCCAAAACACUCCAGACCGUUCGCCAUGGAGACGGAAACAACGUGACAGUUGUCGUUGCAUCGGUUGGCCCGCCCACUCCCACUGAUUACCUACCGCCAUCACCUCCCAAUACUCCUCCCACUGAACAAACCCCUCCCACUUUCAUGCUCAAACCAAGACUGUCCCUGGUAGCUCACUACAAUGGAUACAAAGAGUGA
Molecule: messenger RNA, 1205 nt
Organism: Esox lucius (northern pike)
Lineage: Eukaryota; Metazoa; Chordata; Actinopteri; Esociformes; Esocidae
Gene: tmtopsb
Product: teleost multiple tissue opsin b
Exons: 5
Coding region: 3-1205 (400 amino acids)
Biological process (GO): G protein-coupled receptor signaling pathway
Cellular component (GO): photoreceptor outer segment; membrane
Molecular function (GO): G protein-coupled receptor activity
Source: RefSeq, a predicted model, not a curated record